GGAGAAAUGGCGCCUCGGCUCUCUAGCUGAGAGACGGUCAAUAACAGAGGGAACUGACAGCGCCGAGAGGAAACAAUACGGCAAAAGAAGGAAAAGAAAGAAAACAUGGUGAACACGAGAAAAGGCGCGCAGCUCCAGCCAUGCAGUCCUGUCAUCUCUGGGCGGACGAGGUCGGCUCUUAGGAACAACCCAAACUUGGAGGAACACAACCAUAAGGACUCCAAUAGUAAUCUCAGCUCUGGUAGCCCACGCUUGUCCCCACCAUCUAAGCGAAAACGCAGGCACACGACUCCUAGCUCCAGUGACACUUCCCCAAGUCCCCAGAGCAAAGCUCAGAGAGUUACAUGGAGCACAUCCAAACACUGCACCAGGUUAUCCACUGGUGCUUUGCAAAAUGGACACGGCCGAAGAUCCCUGCGGGUAGAUGACAGCACAGAUGGGGAUGACGCUCGCUUGAAUGGCCACGUUGAGCUGAAGAGGAGCUGUCGCUCUAGGAAGAGCCGCUUUCAGCACCUCAACCAGAGCCUGCUGUUUGACCAACUGGUCAACAGCACGGCAGAGGCGGUGCUUCAGGAGAUGGACAACAUCAGCAAUAUACGACAGAGUCGGGAAGUGGAGCGACUCCGGAUGUGGACAGACACAGAACUGGAAAACAUGGACAUGUAUUCACGUGUGAAAAGGCGGAAAACUAUGAGGAGGAACACAUUUGCAAUGCAGACACACCACAAAGUCAUCAGUAAAUCUGAAGCUCCGAAAGAAGUGGGAAGGGAGGAAGAAGAAUCCAGUGAAUCCCACGAGGAGGGAGAUGAUGAUGAUGAUGACGACGAAGAAGGGGAAGACGAUGAAGAUGAUGAAGGAGAUGAAGCAGAGGAAGCAGGAGAAGAGAACGACAGACCUUACAACCUCAGGCAGCGUAAAACUGUGCAGCGUUACGAGGCACCACCCAUUGUGCCAGUGAACAGAAAACAAAGCAAGAACACGGUGUUUGACACGCACAGAUCCCCUGCAAGAAGAAGCCAUAUUAGAAUAAAGAAGCAUGCCAUUCACAGUAGUGACACAACAUCAUCGUCGGACGAGGAGCGCUUUGAGCGGAGAAAAAGUAAAAGCAUGACACGUGCUCGGAACAGAUGUUUGCCUAUGAAUUUGCGAGCUGAUGACCUGGACGGUGUGCUUCGUGAUCGGGUGAAAGUUGGUGCUAGUUUAGCUGAUGUGGAUCCCAUGAAUUUGGAUACCUCUGUAAAGUUUGACAGUGUAGGAGGACUUACUUCUCACAUUAAGUCUCUCAAGGAGAUGGUGGUUUUUCCUCUUCUCUACCCUGAAGUGUUUGAGAAGUUUAAGAUUCAGCCUCCAAGGGGUUGCUUAUUCUACGGGCCUCCAGGAACAGGAAAGACUUUAGUGGCUCGGGCGUUGGCUAACGAGUGCAGUCAGGGAGACAAGAAGGUUUCCUUCUUUAUGCGAAAGGGAGCUGACUGCCUCAGCAAAUGGGUUGGAGAGUCAGAACGACAGCUCCGCCUUCUCUUUGACCAGGCAUACCUCAUGAGACCAUCGAUCAUCUUUUUUGAUGAGAUUGAUGGACUUGCACCUGUUCGUUCUAGCAGACAGGAUCAGAUUCACAGCUCCAUAGUUUCUACAUUGCUGGCUUUAAUGGAUGGUUUGGACAGUCGAGGGGAGAUAGUGGUCAUUGGUGCUACAAACAGACUUGACUCUAUCGACCCUGCACUCAGGAGGCCUGGUCGCUUCGACCGGGAAUUUCUGUUCAACCUGCCAGAUAAACAGGCUCGAAAGCACAUUUUAGAAAUUCACACCAGGGAUUGGAAUCCAAAGCUGUCAGAUUCCUUUAUGGAAGAGUUGGCAGAAAAAUGUGUCGGUUACUGUGGUGCCGACAUCAAAGCACUUUGCACGGAGGCUUCACUGGCUGCAUUGCGGCGGCGCUAUCCUCAAAUAUACAGCAGCAGCCAGCGCUUCAAACUGGAUGUGGGCUCUAUCGUGCUGGGGCCGCAGGACUUUGGCCAUGCUCUUCGCUCUAUUGUUCCAGCUGCUCAGAGAGCUCUCGCACCACCAGGCCGGGCUUUGUCCUGCUCACUGCGGCCUCUGCUGGAAAGAUCACUGGCCCACACACUCACCUGCCUGCUUCGAGUCUUCCCCCAUGCAGAGCUCCCACACAGGGAACAAAAACACGACUCUGACAAUCAGCUGCUGGAUGAGGACUCUUAUAGCGAGGGUGAAGAUGGAGCUGGUGCUCAGUCCAUUUAUGAUGUCCAUCCAGUAUCCCCAAAGAAAACGCACUCCUCCAUAGAACACAAACCCUUCCUUCAUUUUACAAUGUCUGCCUAUCAGCAGCCAACCUCAUACCGACCACGGCUUUUGCUAACAGGGCCUCAGGGUUCGGGUCAGAGCACACACCUGGCCCCUGCUCUGCUGCAUCACCUCAACAAGUUCACUGUGCACCGCCUUGACCUUCCCACUCUUUACUCUGUCAGUGCCAAGACCCCAGAGGAGUCAUGCGCUCAGGUGUUGCGGGAAGCACAGCGGAGUGUGCCAAGUAUAAUCUAUAUGCCACACGUCAGUGAUUGGUGGGAGGCCAUAAGUGAGACAGUGAAAAGUACUUUCCUUACACUCCUGCAGGAUGUUCCCUCUUUUACCCCACUCCUCGUCCUUGCCACAGCAGAGAUCAGCUACCAGCAGCUCCCUGAAGAGGUAAAAUGUAUCUUCAGUCGCUCCUACGGUGAGGUGGUGUGUCUAACGUCACCUGGGGAGGAGGACCGCAAAAAGUUCUUCACUGAUCUCAUACUGGUGCAAGCAGCCAGGUCACCACUUCGCCCAAGAAAAAAAGAAUGUGAUCUUGAGGUGCUGCCUCUGGUGGAAGAACCUGGCCCUCGGCAGCUCUCUCCAGAGGAGCAGAAGCGACUUGAGGAGCAGGAGGAGAACACCCUGCGCGAGCUCCGCCUCUUUCUCAGGGAUGUCACCAGGCGGCUGGCCACCGACAAGCGCUUCCAGAUCUUUAGCAAGCCUGUAGAUAUCGAGGAGGUAUCAGAUUACCUCGAGGUCAUCAGAGAGCCUAUGGAUUUGUCCACCAUCAUGACAAAGAUUGAUACACAAAAGUACACAACUGCAAAAGACUUCCUGAAGGACAUCGACCUCAUCUGCAGUAAUGCAUUAGAGUAUAAUCCAGACAAAGAUCCUGGAGAUAAGAUAAUCCGGCAUAGGGCUUGCAGCCUUAAGGACGCGGCUCAUGCAAUGAUCGCCUCCGAGCUGGACCCCGAGUUCGACCGCAUGUGUAAAGAGAUUAAAGAGUCUCGACAGAAAAGAGAUUUCCAGAUGCCACAGCAGCCAGCUGCCACUCCAACAUCUGUAACAGGCAGAAGGCCUGUUGCUGAAGAUGAAGCCACUAGCAGCACCUCUCAGAUUGAUGUGCCGGAAAAGCAACCCAGCACUGGUGGAACAGAAGCAGCACAGAUGCUGGUGAGACGCAUUACCUCUGGGCAUGCUAAUGUACGCCUCGCUGCAGGAGGUAGCAUAAAGCGCAGAGCUCGGCGUCGGUCAGUUUGGGAGCGGGGCAUUAUCAGGAAGAAGAAGAUCAGCAAGAAGGAGGAGGUAGAUGAUGAGGAGCCUGAGGAAGAGGAAGAGGUUGAUGACUCAACCAUUGCUGGCCAGGGGAACACCAGUCCGGCUCAUGACGAGUCCUCUUCCGACACCAUGGAACCACAAACUGAUAACCCUUCCCAACCUAACGGGUAUGCUCUGAGCACUGAGGAGGAGAACUCCAGUGAAGCCACUGCAACUCAAGAUCCUCAAGGCCAAGAUAAGGCCAAUACAACUAGAUUUAAGAACUCUUCUUCUGGAGCAGAGAAAGAGACGACAGUGCUCUCUGAGCUCCAAGAGUGUGUAAACGGAGAUGAGUCAAUGGACAGUAUAGACAGUGAAACCAAUGAAAAGGAAUCAGGGAGUAGAAAAAAGGUCACAGCUUUUUUCCAAGAAGAGGAACAGGCUGGAUUUGAGGUUGAAGACUGCAAGGCAAAUGAUUACACUCCAGCAGCAGAUGGGGAAGCUAGUGAUGGAGAGCCUGAAAAAGAAGGUAUCUCUGAUGAUACAACAUGUAAUGAAAGCCAAUCAGAACAGCAGAAGGAAGUUCUAGCAGAGAGGCCUGAGGACCCUCCACAGCCCCCACCUCCACCUGCUUUAGUCGUAGACCAUCAACGACUCAAGGCCCUGCUAGAUCAGGUUGUGAUGAAGAGUAAGGGCUACAGUGUGGAUCAACUGGAAAGACUUUAUUCGGUGCUCAGCCAGUGUAUUUAUCAGUACCGCAGGGAUUACGACAAGACCUGCCUAAUCGAGGAGAUGGAGAGGCAAGUCCAGCAUUUCAAUACAUUCCUGUAAAGACACAAGGUGAUCAUAAUCAAGAGACUCCUGUGAUGCAAAAAAAAAAAAGAGGAGACCAACUUAAAGAACCAAGCUGCUACCGCGAGCCGAGCAGGUUUGGUAUUAAAUGGCAAAGGUGGCGUUUAACGGAGACUUGCAAAGACUUUCAGUGGCAACCUUGGUGCUAUUGUCUCAGGUACCUGGACAGAACUAGUCUACAGAACCAAACACAAGUCAAGACUCAUAGGUUUCAAAAACAUUUAUGCCAAUUUCUAACAGGCGAUUUUUUGGUGCUAUUAGGUGCUAUUGUUUAUCCAUUUGCUGCUCUUUAAGUUUCUUUUUAAAAAAUAGUGAGAAAAGAAAAAAAAAAAUGAAAAGGAAAAUGAUUGUGUGAUGUCACUCAAAACACCUUGGACUCAUUUGUCAGGAAGAGACAGCACACUCCACCACCCAGGCACAGAUUCUCACCAGCAGCAGUAAAACCCCACAUGAACCAGGACAUGCCAGUUAGUUAUUGACUGGAAAUGGAUUGCAUCAUUCUCCUUCUCUGAACACCAUCUAUUUAAAUUGCAGUGAUACUCCUGCUCCAAAAAACACACAAUUUCUAACACAGAAUUGUGAUUUAUUUUUUAACCUGGUGCUCAUUGUGUGUAUGUAUAUAUAUAUUAUUUUACAUUCAAAUGCUGAAGCACCUUUGUAUUAAGAAAAUCUCCAAAAUUGAUCCACUUUUAUUUUAUGGGAUUCUCAUAACACCAUGAUGCAGUAAACCCAGUUUAGAAUUUUUUUUUUUUAUAUAUAUACAUUUUGAAAUAACUGAAACAUAUCUAACUACAGCAUCAGAAAUAUUUUCCAAAAGAUCUUCUCUUCCUGGCCAAUGAGCAUGUACAGUUUGGUAUAGUCAUGGCCACAUCUAUUUCUGUCUUUGGGGGAAAAAGAUGGCUUGUGACAUCCAUUUUCACUUUCUUGUUUUCUGUUUAUUCUUCUUAUUUGGAUCGAUCAGCAAACCCACAUGGUUUUUCCUUUCUAGGCAACUGUUCUGACACCAGUUCUCAUGCCAUGAGAUUGUUGUAAUAUUUUGUAUCAUUUACACAGCUUUUUUUUUUUUAAAUGAGUUAUUAGUUUGAGUUAUAAGAAUGUGUGCAUUAAUUAAUGAAUGAGGAACAAGGCAGUUUUAGCCAGUGUGGUUUGAUCAGUAUAUAUGGAGCAUUAUUAUUGUGUUGGAUUUCUCUCUUUUUUUUUUUUUUUUUUUUUUUUUUUAACUUUGUUUAUGAUUUACUUGUAUUAAGACCUUUUGAUUGGUAGCUUGUUCUUUUUAGACGCUAGGUUCUUGUUGGUUUUUGGCCGCGUGUUUACUUGCCAAGGCCCCUUUUUCUCUGAAAGAAUUGAACUGCUUCUUUCUUCAGUUUACAGAAAAUAUGUUGCUGAACUUCAGAUUCAUCUCGAUUUUCUGUAAAGCUGAGUAUACUUACAAAUCAUUUAAAAACAUGCAAAAAGAGAUAUUAGCUCUGGACUACUGCAGUGAGAUAGAGAACCCUGGCUACCUCAGUUAAAAAUUAUUUAAGACAUGUUUAUCGAAGACGUACAGUAUUUGUCAACUUCUGUAACAUCUCUGCACCUUAGCAUUUGAAAGUCCUGUGGCUGAUGCAGUAAUCCAUGAUUUUGCUCGGUUUUUGGUUGCAGUUGAGCCAACACAAAAACAUCACAUUCACUUCAGUAAGAUUUUAUUUUUUUUUCCUCUCAUGUCCAAUGGACCUUGGUGAUGGCAGCCAUAUUGUUUGUCCACUUCACUACUCUUUUCUUUGUGUCUUUCCUAAAUGCAUUUAGCUACUCCUGUUUAUUUAUUAACCUAAGUAUUGGCGUGCUUGUCUCUGUUCAGAUGUUUGUUCAUUAUUGAUUAAAAGGGGACAAAUUGGAUAUUUGUUACAGUUUUUGGAGCCAUGUCAUGAUGUAGCACAUUUUUGUAGCAGGGUUGUGCAAGUGGAGAGGUUUACAGGUCUCAGGUCUCUGCUACAUUCAUGAUCUAUUUAUUCCAUUAUGAUGGUGGUGGUGCUUUUUAGGCGUUUUGGUAAAGGGACUGUCAUACAGCUAUUGUAAUGAGUGUUUAAUACCCCAUAUCUCCUGCACAUGAUCUGCUUGUUCGGUGUAAAUCUGUAGGUACUACUGUGAUGCUGACCACUGGGUCUUGACAUUUUAGUCUGUUUUGAAAAUUCUGUAACGAUUUGACUCGCUUUCUUCUCAUAAAAUGUGGCUAUUGGUUUAUUAAUUAGUUUAUGUUUUACUAUUAAUGGUGUGAAGCUGUUUUGUUCCUAAACCAUGUCACUUAGCCAACAAAUGUGUAUAUGUGGAUUCUUUAAAUUAGAACAAAUUGGGAAACACGAUUCAAAUCUUUCUAUUAAAAGUGAUUAAAUUAACAAAAGACCUAUGAUAGUCAUCUAGACAUGGUACAGGGAAAAAAUUGACAUUAUGUAAAAACCCUGCUUUUGCCCCUCUUGGUUUGACCUGCAGACUAAAACCUGACACACACGGCACUUUUCCCACUUAGUCUGUGAAUGCUGUCCAGAAAAAAUCCUGUGAUGUCAUACGAGUUGGGCACUGGUCAGAAAUGGUGCUUGUAAUAAAAUUAGUGCAAAGCGUCACUUUCACGUUAGCUCCAUUUUUCAGAUUUGGUUUGAUGUAGUCUAGUUGCAUCUUUGUUUAAAAAUCUGUGCUGUUGUUAGACCAAAAACUGGCCUACUAGAAAACUGCCUGACUACUAUACUGACACCAGACUGGAGCCUUAAACAUGUUAGAGAAUAAAAAGAUGGCGUAUCCCAUUCUGAUCCCGCAUCAUCUCCUGAAGAACAAAGUCAUUUCCCAUGAUUCCCGGUUUAAAGUCAAGUUGACUAAACAUCCAGAUUGUUGAUGUGUUCUGGAGGGUAGUUUUAUGAUUUUUUUUUUUUUUUUUUCCCCAAUAAUUUUUAUUUGUAGUUUUUUGAAAUAAACCUCUUUCUGUGAUUAUAAUAAUUGCCUUUAAUAUGUAGGCUGUUGUUUAUUUAUUGAUCUGAUUUUUUGGGGGAUUUGUAUUUCUGCUAUUGCCGGGGUCUUUGCCCCGUUUUCUCAAAUUGGUAAAACUCAUUUGAAGCCUGGUUAAUAUCCAACCCAGUGUUUCUUUUAGUGAAAGUCCUGUUGAAAUUAACACAUUUACUGUAAUUUAUCAAACUGCUGUGAUUAUACUUGAAUAAAAGGUGCAAAUUGUA
Messenger RNA from Silurus meridionalis, 7595 nucleotides. It is a transcript of the gene atad2b, whose product is annotated as ATPase family AAA domain containing 2B. Gene Ontology annotation, cellular component: nucleus. Gene Ontology annotation, biological process: positive regulation of transcription by RNA polymerase II. The record is from RefSeq and is a predicted model, not a curated record. Lineage: Eukaryota; Metazoa; Chordata; Actinopteri; Siluriformes; Siluridae. Gene Ontology annotation, molecular function: chromatin binding; ATP binding; ATP hydrolysis activity.